UUGUGGAAUUAUCGAUCCAUGUUAUUAGACAGAGUACAACUCCCUUUACCAUUUGAAAUCAUCUGCGAAAGAGAAAGAAAAGCAGGUGCAACCGUGGGACAUGCUUUGUAUGCAGGCAUACUGCUGACAGGUGGACCUACAAGGGAUUUUUACCUGACUACUGACACCAUGACCCAUUUAAAUCCUAUUAUCAAGUUACCCAAAAGAUCCACACUAAACCGAAACCAUCAAACACUCAUGGAUUCACCUUAUGCUACGAUCACAAACAUUUCACUUGUAGAUCAUGUUAAGAAAGUAAAGCGGCCUUUUAAUUUUCCAACACGAACGAAAUCGAGAUUAUAUCAACGGUUAUUAACAAACAUACCCUUCACUCAGUCUUAUAAAAUUUCGAAAUCACAUUGGGUUCCACAAGGUGUCACACGUAUCCUGGAAGAUAUACCUUCUGAGCAAGUCAUC
Mucor mucedo is the source of this 456-nucleotide messenger RNA. RefSeq lists its product as uncharacterized. The transcript has a single exon. The record is from RefSeq and is a predicted model, not a curated record. The annotation marks the transcript as partial. Lineage: Eukaryota; Fungi; Mucoromycota; Mucoromycetes; Mucorales; Mucoraceae.